AGUUGGUUGUUUUUUUAUUAAAACUUUGUAGUAUAAUUUAAUCCCUUUGGGCUAAUUAUUUGAACUUUAUUAUAAAUUUAUUAAUAUUUGAUAAUUUUUAGGAAAAAAUGUCGUCUCAUUGUAAAUCGCAAACCAAACCGCAUUAUUACGGUUUGGUUUCAAUACUAAUAUGGUUUGAUUUGAAAAAUUGACAAAAUCGUAUUUUGCAAUUUGAUUUGGUUUAGACUUAAACCGCACCAAACCAGACCAUGUUCACCCCUAAUACUCAACAAACAUCCGUGAAAAAAAAAAAAAAAAAAAACGAACAUUUCCUACGAUAUCCCUGAAUACCCGCUCUAACCUGCCGGAGUUCCACCGUUGCCGGUUCACUCUUCCCCAAUAAUUGCAGUCAUCACUUGCAUUUCUUACUUCUAACCUUAAUAAUUUCAACUUACAAUCCUUUCUCUAGAUUUAAUUAUCUAAUUUUUCAAUCAAAAUCAAAUUAAUUUCAAUAUCAAAUUAUCUUUCCCCAAUUUUAGGUUCAAUUUCAAACUUUUCCCUCGAUUUCGGAAUCUGGGAUGAUUAAUAAUGUCUACUGUUAAUGUAAUCAAGUCAUCCCUUGAUUCCAUACAACAGAUAUCAGAACACCUUCAUGAGGCUGUUGUUUACCUAGAUGCGGGAUGCACAGAGAGUUUCCAAUUUAUUGGUGCAUUCUCUUUGUUAUUGGAAUAUGGAGCACGUGCUGUUUGUUGCUUGGAGAACAUGUCCCCGCUUGACAUGGUUGCUGAUUGGAAUGGAACAAUAGACUCUGCUACGAAAGUGGUUGUUAUUACAUCAUGCCUUUUGAGUGAUGUGCACCGUUAUGUCUUACGUUGUCUGGGAGCACACCCAAGUAUUCAGCAUUGUUGCAUAUUCACUUCCAUCUCAGAGAUAGCUCACUCAGCAUAUCCAGAUUCACCCCUUGGCCCAGAUGCAUUUAGAGAAUAUGAAUCUUUGUUAAUACAAGAUUAUGAAGAGCUUUUGAAUAAACACAAGACAAAGUCAGAACGGUUGGAUGAAAAAAACUUAUUGGAAAACUUGGCUUCGGAGGAAGGUUGGGCCCAACUUGAUGAUAAAGACAUUUCUCAUGUUGUCACUAGCCCUAGUGUGUCAAGCGUCAAUGAAGAUAAUCUUAAGCAGAGAGAACAAGUGUUGGCCGUGUCUGUGCAGCACUUCCCUAUGAUAUAUUGCCCCUUGUCACCAAAUUUCUUUGUCUUACCUUCUGGAGGUUCUGUUGCUCAAGCUAGCUUGUCAGCUGCGCAUGAGCAUUCACUCAGCCCUGGGUUGCCCCCACUAAGUACCGGUCUUGCUUCUGAUGGUGAGGAUGUUCCUGGGGCUACUCUUACAGCCCAUUUUCUCUACUAUCUGGCUUCUAAGAUGGAUCUAAAAUUGGAAAUAUUUUCUUUCGGGGAUCAAUCGAAAAUUGUUGGAAGAUUAUUGACAGAUAUGUCGAGCCUUUAUGAUGUAGGUCGACGUAAAAGAUCGGCAGGCUUGUUGCUGAUUGAUCGCACCCUUGAUCUCCUGACCCCAUGUAGCCACACUGAUUCAUUUUUUGAUAGAGUUUAUUCUGCUUUACCACGUAGAGAAAAAUCACCUUCUAUGCAUGCAAGAAACUCACAAGCCCAGGCAAAUCCAAAUACUCGCGUACAUCGUGCACCUCUUGAUGUUCGCAUACCUCUUGACAAUGUUUUCAAAAAAGACUACGGAACUGAUAAUUUUCAGCUACUGCAAAAUUUUGAAGCUUUCCUUCAGGGCUGGAAUUCCAGCAGCACUGAUUCAAAGAUCCGGGACCUGAUUGACCUAAGCAACAAAAUUCAAGAUGAGAAAUCCUCUGGCUUCAUAGAGCAUUUAUUUGAUGGAUCCUUUAUGGCUGCAGAAAGUUUCCAUGGAACACCCUAUUUGGAAGCUGUAUUAGGGAGACGAAUGAAGGAUGGGUCUGUACUUGUUAAGAAGUGGCUCCAAGAAACUUUGCGGAAGGAGAAUAUAUCUGUGAAUGUGAAAACUCGACCUGGUUCUGCCACAAAGUCAGAGUUGGAACCCAUGAUAAAAGCGCUGGCUACAACUGACUCAUCCUUUCUUAAAAAUAAAGGGGUUAUCCAGUUGGCUGCUGCUACAGUGGUUGCUCUGGAAGACUUACAUUCUGACAAAUGGAAUGCCUUCAUCAGUGCAGAGAAAAUGUUGCACGUUUCUGCUGGAGACACAAGUCAAAGCCUUGCUUCUCAAAUAGGGGACUUGAUCAAUAAAAGCUUUUUAACUAGAUCUCAAGGUGGAAAAUCAAAGUCCUCACAAGGAUUGAUUUCUUUCAAGGAUGCAUUGCUCCUUACUAUAACUGGCUAUAUUUUGGCUGGUGAAAAUUUCCCCUCAUCAGGAUCUACUAGCCCUUUUUCAUGGCAGGAAGAGCAUUUAAUGAAGGAAGCCAUUGUUGAUGCAAUAAUUGAGAACCCAGAAUUGUCGGAACUCAAAUUUAUACAGGGUCUUGCUGAAGAUCUUGAAGCUUAUCGGAGUAAAAUCAGUUCAAAGGAAUUGAAGGCUACGGAGGAAUUGUCCCUUGAUGAUUUUGAUGGUGAUGGAUGGGGUGAAUGGGGUGAUGAAGAUGCUGAUAGUGCUAGUAAUAAAGAACAAGGAUAUGAUGACAUGCAGCUCAAACUGGAGUUGCGCGAUAGAGUUGAUAGCCUUUUCAGGUUCUUUUACAAAUUAUCUGGUUUAAAGAGUAGGAAUGCACCACUAAGAAAAGGUUCUUUUACCUCAGAAGUUGGUUUUGGAGGUGAUUCCUUUGAAAAUAAAGGUCUUCUAUAUAAGCUAUUAUUGAGAGCGCUGGGAAAAUAUGAUGUACCUGGAUUAGAGCAUCAUUCUUCAGCUGUAGGAAGACUUUUUGGAAGAUUUGGCCUUGGCCAGGCAAAACCUAGUCUUGCAGACCAAAACAUUAUCCUUGUUUUUGUUAUAGGUGGUACCAACGGCCAAGAGGUACAUGAAGCUUUUGAGGCACUGUCUGAAACCGAUAUGCCAAAUAUCGAGCUUAUAGUUGGUGGCACAACACUUCUUACCCCUGAUGACAUGUUUGAAUUACUGCUAGGAAAUUCUAGUUACUUCUAAUUCAAAGCUCUGUAGAUAUUGUUCUGAUUCCCCCCAAAUCUCAGCGCUGGUUACCUACACAUCUGUUGUAUAUUUUUACAUGCAUCUUUUUUUUUUUUUUUUUUGUAAUAAUUAUUUAAUAUAGAUAUUUUUUUUGGCAGGGCUUGUAAUAUUAAAGGUAAGUGAUCAUUGUAUUUUAGGCAAUUUUAGUCUUUCUUUAAGUUAGUUGAGAAGCUGCCUUAAUCUUUGUUUGCAGCUGCCAAUCUUGGUUGCAUCUGUCAUCCGGAGUUGUCUUUUUCUGACGGAAAGAAAUUUAAGCGAAAAUUUAACAAUAUUUUCACA
Molecule: messenger RNA, 3432 nt
Organism: Chenopodium quinoa (quinoa)
Lineage: Eukaryota; Viridiplantae; Streptophyta; Magnoliopsida; Caryophyllales; Amaranthaceae
Product: sec1 family domain-containing protein MIP3-like
Exons: 7
Coding region: 568-3111 (847 amino acids)
Biological process (GO): vesicle-mediated transport; intracellular protein transport
Source: RefSeq, a predicted model, not a curated record